Messenger RNA from Centrocercus urophasianus (Greater sage-grouse), 3023 nucleotides. It is a transcript of the gene CFAP221, whose product is annotated as cilia and flagella associated protein 221. The transcript has 25 exons. The record is from RefSeq and is a predicted model, not a curated record. The coding region runs from base 168 to 2696 and encodes 842 amino acids. Gene Ontology annotation, cellular component: cilium. NCBI's taxonomy places the organism in Eukaryota, Metazoa, Chordata, Aves, Galliformes, Phasianidae. Gene Ontology annotation, biological process: cilium movement; cilium assembly.
UGAUGCAGCCCGCGUGGAGACCCGUUGCCCGGCAACCGGCGCGGGCUGCGCGGUGCGGAGCUGUUCAUAGGAGAACCAAUGACUGCGUGCUAUAUUUGGGAAGAUAAUUUCUUGUGGAUGGGUGCUGAUGAAUUUUAGUACCAUUCCGAUUCCAACUGAGUCCUAACAUGGACUUGGUUGAAUCAGCCUCCACAGAAAUCUUCAAGAAAAUACCCAGUGUCCUGGAUAGCCUGGUGGAGGAACCUAAAAAGAGACGUGCUAUCCCCAAUCACCUGCUAGAAUCAAAGGUUUAUUCAGAACAUAAGAAGAGCAAUGUUAUACAGGCAGAGCCUGCUGUAUUACACUAUGGAGGGUAUGAAGUUGGAAAACAUCACCAGCAGACGCUGAAGCUGAUAAAUAUUUCUGGCAAUGUAAUAAACCCUCACAUUAUACCACCCCAGACAAAGUAUUUUCAGAUCAAAUACAACAAAACACAUCGACUCAUCCCCGGCUUGUCAUAUGUGCUUACUGUUGAUUUUUGUCCUGAUGAGUGGCGUUAUUACUAUGACUGCAUCCGAAUUCACUGUCAGGGAGAAGAUACCUUAGUCGUUCCUGUGCAUGCUUACCCUACUGUGAAUGUGUUGGAAUUUCCAUCAUUUAUAAAUAUGUCUGAUGUAUCGAUUGGUCAGAGUAAGGAGUAUGUUAUCCCGUUGCAGUGCAGCUGCCCAAUAGACUUUGAAUUCCACAUUGAUUUUAUUCAGCCUCACAGAGCGUUCACUGUCCAGCCGAUAUCUGGAAUUAUUCCAGGAAAUGGGAAAGAGGAAGUAAUUGUGAAAUACUCACCCCUUGAGUAUGGAACAGCACAAAUGAAAAUGCAGUUACUGAUUUCACAGUUCCACUCAGAACCCUAUGUAUGUGUGUUCACAGGAACAUCAACACCCCAUCUGGGUCAAAUAAAAGAACCAUUUGAAAAACAACAAAAGCGUCCAGAGAAAAAAGCAGUGUCUGUUGGAAAAUCACUGGUGUGGAAAAGAGACAAAUUCAGCCUACCACGAUCCAAGGCUAUUCAAAAAGUAAAGGAAAUUGAAUACCAGAACCUGAAAUUCCCCACAGACUUGUCAAAUCCAUAUGCUGUAGCUACUGUUUUGAAUCAGGAACCAGGCAAAUUGAAGAUUAAGAACUUAAAAGAAGUCCUUUGCCAAGGCAAUGAAGGAAUAAAAAUAAGGCAGAUGAAGGAAGCACUGUUUGAGCUAAAAGUCAAACAAAACAUUAAGGAAGAGGAAGCAAAUAAUCUGAAGUGGCAAGUUCGUAAAGGCAAAAAUCCACUAUCUGCAGAAUUUAAAAGGGAGGUUAUUGAAAAUCGACAAAGGGAAGAAGAGCAAUAUAAGAUCCAAAGAGGAGAUCCUAUCAUAGAAGAGGAGUUUCAAAGGAGCAAAGUAGAGAUUUCUUCCAGACGUGUUUUCCGGCUUGUUGAGCAGCAUCCAAGUAUUCAUCCCACAUUUGACUUGCUCUGUAAUGACCCUUGGGCAAACAGAAAAAGGAUGUUGAGGAAAUUCCAACAAGCAGCAUACAAGAUUGUGAUUCAGUCUCGUCUAAAUCAUUUACUGCUUCUGUUCCGUGGGCUGACAAGGGAAGACAGAGAUUUGGAGGAAGGCUCUAUAUCUGAAAAUGGGAGUUUCAGCCAAAUAGAGAAGAGAGAAGAAUGCAAAUGCAUUUCUUCCAGCAUAUCUGAAGAUCUAAUGUUACCUUCUCAAUUCCCCUUUAACAGUUCCCACAAAUUACACCGUGAUUUGGAACCUGAUGCCCCUGGCCCAAUUCCUGUCAAACGUAUAGAUGUGAAAAUGAAACGCUUCCUUCCCUCUUACAGCUUGAAGGUUCCUCAGCAUAUCAGCAUCAUAAAGUAUCAGCCAUUCCGUGCACACCGUACAGCUGCAAGUUAUAGAACUCAAAAACUUUGCCGAGCUCUGAGACAGGGAGCCCAGGAUGAGUUGGUUCAAGUAGUUGCUUCUACUAAGGAUUAUCACAAGCCAUCAUCUGAAGAAGUAGCAGAAAGAGAUAUCAGCCUUUUAAAAUUGGUUCCUCCCCGAGCUUUAGUCUACCCUACAGAGAGCAACCCUCUUCGCAUUUUUAACCCCACUCCAGGAUUGUUUCCACUUUUACCUCCUUUAACUUACUGUGAAACAAAUAUUGAGUAUCAUCUUUGUCCUCAUCCAAAAUAUACCUUUACCAAGGAGUGCCCCAAAGGAUCCAGUAUUCCAAUCACACAAAAAAAGUUUCUGCAUCACAAGGAAGUGAUUUGUGGAGUAAUGGACUGGAGACGAUUCUUACCAGUGGUGUAUUUGACAUUUCCUAACACUCCCAUAUCAACAAGUACAACAUCUAGGGAUCCUUACAGCUUAGAUAUGCUUCCAAGAGAUGUACCAUCAGUGCUGUAUAACUUGCCUGAGAGAGACAGAGAGAAUAUAAUUGACCUUGGGACAGAUGAAAAUGAAUUUGAAGUGCUUCUUACUCCAGAGAUGCUGAGUGCUGAAUUUCCACAAAUUGAGCAGAUGAUCUCAGAAGAAGGCAAAAUAAAAUCAGCGAAAGAAGAAAGAGACCCACACAAACAUCCUGAUGGAAAUUUUCAACCCCAAGACAACGGACUCAGAGAAAGGGUUCAAAAACAGAUGGAGAAGAUGAAGAUGAAAGCACUAAAUAAAACCCUUAUUCUCGAAUAAAAAUAAUUCUAUGAAAUCUGUGGUUUGCGACAGUUUACCCUGUAAAUAUGUGAGGCCUCCUUUGUCACAGUUAUAUCUACUUGUAUUCAGUGAGUUCAGCAGCUACUUAUGCAAAUAAAAGAGAACCACCAGCAACGUUACUUCUAUCAAGAACUCUGUGUGAUAACUUCCCCAAACACAGUAACUGCUCCUAUGACAACCCUCAGCCAUGGGCCUGCUUGUUUUUUUAAUGGUGUGAAGGAUCAGAGAACCACAGUAUUACCUUGUAAAUAACUUGGUGAUUAAUCUACAGCUCAUUAUUUUUAAAUAAAAUUUGAGAAGCCCUAA